Molecule: messenger RNA, 943 nt
Organism: Gloeophyllum trabeum ATCC 11539
Lineage: Eukaryota; Fungi; Basidiomycota; Agaricomycetes; Gloeophyllales; Gloeophyllaceae
Product: 60S ribosomal protein L7
Exons: 6
Coding region: 37-789 (250 amino acids)
Biological process (GO): maturation of LSU-rRNA from tricistronic rRNA transcript (SSU-rRNA, 5.8S rRNA, LSU-rRNA)
Cellular component (GO): cytosolic large ribosomal subunit
Molecular function (GO): structural constituent of ribosome; RNA binding
Source: RefSeq, a predicted model, not a curated record
CCAUACCCGACAGCCCGUAUUCCUCAAGAUCUCCUAAUGGCCCCCUCAACUACCGUCCCGAGCACUUCGGACAUCGAGGUCCCGGAGACCCUCCUCAAGAAACGCAAGCAAAACGAAAAGGCUCGGGAGGAGCGCCUUGCCAAGGCUGCUGAGGCACGCAAGGCUGCCAAGGCCAAGCGUGAAGUAGUCUUCAAGCGCGCGGAGACAUAUGUUAAGGAGUAUCUUGAGAAGGAGCGUGAAGAGGUCCGGUUAAAGCGAGCGGCGCGUGCAUCAGGGGACUUCUACGUUCCUGCUCAGCCGAAGGUUUACUUCGUCAUCCGUAUCCGGGGUAUCAAUGAAAUCGCUCCCAAGCCCCGCAAAAUUUUGCAGCUCCUUCGGCUUCUCCAGAUCAACAAUGGUGUGUUUGUGAAGGUCACCAAGGCCACUCAACAAAUGCUCCGCCUGGUUGAGCCAUACGUCACCUACGGCGAGCCCAACCUGAAGUCCGUCCGUGAGCUUAUCUACAAGCGCGGCUACGGCAAGGUCGACAAGCAACGUAUCCCCCUCACGACCAACGCUAUCAUUGAGCAGACCCUCGGCAAGUACGACAUCCUCUCCGUGGAGGACCUCGUGCACGAGAUCUACACCGCCGGCCCCAACUUCAAGCAGGCCGCCAACUUCUUAUGGCCCUUCAAGCUGUCCAACCCCACUGGCGGCUGGAGGACACGCAAGUUCAAGCACUACGUCGAGGGUGGUGACUUCGGCAACCGGGAAACUAACAUUAACAAGCUCAUCCGGUCGAUGAACUAAUCUGUUCAUAUUGCUUGGGGGUUGCUCCGGUGAUGGAGGUGGAGUUGGCGGGGGGGCGUAGCUUCCUGCGUUCGGGUAUGGCACUAAGAGACAUGUUUUAUUUUACUUGUUAUCCAAGCCUCAUAUGCCAUAUGACCAUCUGCUUGCAUGAUCA